Messenger RNA from Fomitopsis serialis, 786 nucleotides. RefSeq lists its product as uncharacterized. Bases 112 to 642 code for a protein of 176 amino acids. Lineage: Eukaryota; Fungi; Basidiomycota; Agaricomycetes; Polyporales; Fomitopsidaceae. The transcript is spliced from 3 exons. The record is from RefSeq and is a predicted model, not a curated record.
UUUGCUGCUAGAUAUCGAAGUUAUGGCCAAGGUGAAGGAGCCGAGAUCGACGAGGUCGAUGAGAAGGUCGAGGUGGAAUUGCCGGUCAAGGAGGAAGCAUAUGACUCGGAUAUGGAAUUCGAGUUGAUCAAUGCUGAGCCAGCCAUGCGUAGUCCACGCAGCGAGCCAAUGCAACGCAGCCCGCAGCCCUCUCAAUCGUCGAUCUCGAUGUUCAAUACCAUCAGUGCGACGAACUCAUCGAAUCCUACACUGAUCUCUCGGCUCCCCACCCCACCCCUAUCCUCACGCAGUGCUGCCGGUCCAAGUUCGCUGCCAGAUGCCACGCAGACCUCGCAGUCGGAUGGCAUGGAAAACCUGAACUCAUCAACAGCCAAUGGUAGUGGUCCAGGCCGAUCGCAGGUGGAUGAAACGGAUCCCAUACACACGUUCUUGAACCAGCUGAAGCGUCCGCUCGCUCACCUGACGGACGCCUUCCGUGACUUUGGGGUCGUUAAGGGAGAAGAUCUGGAUGUUCUGUGCGAGUUGAAGGACCAAUGGACUUUCCUUCAGGCGUGCUUAGGUGAUGCAAAGAAAGUGACCCCCCUCGAAUGGAUGAUCAUAAAAGCGGGCCUGGAAGGACGAGCGGCGAGACUGCGCAAAUGAAGGGACACUUACGUCUAUAGCGUAUGGUACCAAUAACAGGCACUGCGCGUUUCCCUAUCUGAUGUAAUACUUAUGCCAUUUUCAGCCUUGAGCCACAGUGCGGCCACCAUCGCUGUAGGGUUGCUGUAGGAUAUCAUGGUCUUU